ACGUCUCAUUCCGACACGCCCUCGCUCUCGGACUCGUUCGCACAAAGCAUGCAAGGCCCCGUCCCUUGAACGUCCUCCUCUGCAAUAAGCUACAGUAUAAGGCCCCGGUACACCCCAACUUCUCGACCCCGGAAGCCGCACCACGAUGCUCUCCGCCCUCUCCCCAUCUUCCCCCGCACCCACCUCGGCAGCCCGCCUCGCUACCAUCCUCCACCAUCUCAACUACCCCGCCACCACCCCAACAACCCUCGCCCCCGCCCUCGAAUGGGCCUUUGCCUUCCCCGACACAAAGCCCGUCCUCGAAUGGCUAUGCGAAGCUUUUGCGGACGCGGAUGUAGAGGAGGGGCAGUGGGGCGCGAGGAGGAAAUGGAGUGUGUUGGACGGAGAGGAGGUUGACGCGUAUGAGGAGCUUAGAAAGAAGGGGUUUGUGAGCCAUGAAGGCGAUAUCGAUGAAAGCGAGGACGAGGAAGCGAAUACGGACUUGACGAGCUUGGACGAAUUGCGCUCGCAGAUAACAGCGCUGGAAGCGGACUUACAGCGUACCGAGACAGCCGUCAAAACACUGACGGAGCAGCAGGGGUUGUUAACCAAAAGCAAGAACGCCAUCGCCUCCAAAACAACCCGGCUCCGCCACCGCCACGCCGAAAUGGACACGCUGUUGAACGAGAUGGAGUUGGAGCUCGGGAAUGUCUCGUUACGGCUCGAUGCAGCAAUAUCAGAGACAUCCCGCAUGACGGCUACACUCGCUGCCCUGGCUCACCCCACGACACAGGGUGCAGAGACGCAACCGCCGCCGUACCUCUUCCUGGCGACAGCGGGGCUGAGUGCCCUCCGCUCCGUUACCGAAGCCUUCGAAGAUACAGUCAAACACGCUGUGGAACUCAUUUGGGGGAAGACGGGUGAUGUGAAAAUGCACAAGCUGCUCCGACACCCGUUCCCGCGCGCGCCGGAGCUCAUCGAUCCCCUCCUGAGCGUCGACACGAGGGCGGAAAUCGAACGGUUGGGUCUAUUGUAUCCGAUAACCGAACGCGGCUAUGUAUCCGCCAAACUGCGGUGUGCGUACAGCUCCGCACAACUGGACGCCCUCCGCACCCCCACCCACCAACAACAACAACAACAACAUGAACGGGACACAGACCGGCAGACCCUCCGCGCAACGGUAACAGCCGCCGUGGAAGAACAGCUGGCACCGCUCUGGACCGAGAUCGCGCGGCUACGCGUACGUGCGCGCGUCGCGGAGGCGUUCGUGACGGCCGCGGAGCGCAGACGGGCGCGGGAACUCGAACACAGCCAGCAGGUUCUGGAUAGUCUAGUCGCGACUCUCGCGGGCACGACACUGGUGACCCAUCUCCUGGUCGCAGAGAAGGCGGCGGUGCGCGCCCAGGCGCACAUCGUCCAGGCCGUGCGGGACGAGUUCAGGAACCUGCUGGACACCACCCGCGCCGGGGCCGGGUCCGGCACGCAUGCCCCACGGGACGUCCUUGCGCCGCAUGUGAAGCGGUUGUUGGGCGCGGACGCGACGGGGGAACCGAAGAGUGGUCUGGCGGGGUGGCUCCGUACACGGGAACAAACACGCGGCGCGGAUGGGGGGGUGGCGGAAGGCGUGGACGACCUGGACGCGGCGGUUGCGGCGCUGCUGAGAUUGUCGGAAGAACACGCCACAUCCAAAACGGUUUUGUUGGCGCCUAAGGUGUUGUAUGAUAUCCAAGACGCGAUACGCACCCGGACGGGCGACGUCGGACGCCGGGUCGCGGGUGCUGCGGCGAUUGCGGAGGAGUUCAGUCGGGGCGCGUGAAUUGCGGAAACGUGGUAGGGAAGAUUUUUGGUGUGCGGAAUGUGCGCUGGAUGCCGGUGGAUGUCCUCUCUCGAACUGUAACGCGGGUGUCUGAGCGGCGUAGAGGAAUUGGGGUAAUGCCAAAAGAGGUCCUUUUUUGGGGAAUGCGGCACACAAACAGUAGACUCCAGAAUCACAUGCAAUAUUAGUUCGUGUAGUAUCGGUGGCU
Molecule: messenger RNA, 2003 nt
Organism: Fimicolochytrium jonesii
Lineage: Eukaryota; Fungi; Chytridiomycota; Chytridiomycetes; Spizellomycetales; Powellomycetaceae
Exons: 11
Coding region: 146-1795 (549 amino acids)
Biological process (GO): spindle assembly; centrosome cycle
Cellular component (GO): mitotic spindle; centrosome; HAUS complex
Source: RefSeq, a predicted model, not a curated record